Drosophila takahashii is the source of this 654-nucleotide messenger RNA. Its product is annotated as accessory gland protein Acp29AB-like. Gene Ontology annotation, molecular function: signaling receptor activity. NCBI's taxonomy places the organism in Eukaryota, Metazoa, Arthropoda, Insecta, Diptera, Drosophilidae. The record is from RefSeq and is a predicted model, not a curated record.
AUGUUACCAUUGCUGGAUCACAUUGCUAAGCAGAGCAAAUGCAAUAUUGCUGAUGAUCUACACAAAACCCACAUGGCGACGCAGAAGGACAACGAGGAAAAACUAAUCGCGAUGCAAAGUCAACAAGCGGACAUCCAGAAGUCAUUGGAAUCGCAACUGGAAACACAGAUUAAUCUGAAAAAGGAUCAGAGGUCCUUAAUGGAAACUCUUAAGAAGAUGGAGACCCAACAGGCCGCCCUUGUGGGCACUCUUUCCGAAAUUUACACAAAAGUCUUCUGGCCGAAGUUUAAGCAAAUCGGUUCUAGGCUUUUCUACAUCGAUAGCAGCAGCAAAUAUACUUGGGAAGGAGCCGUAAAAGCCUGCCGCCAAUUGGGUGGCUAUAUAGCCGCCAUUAGAGAUCAAGAGGAACUGGAUGCCAUCACAGAGGAACUCGAUGACAAGCGAUAUUGGUUAGGCAUAAAUGAUCGGACCGAAUGGGGCGAUUACGUAUCCGAGGCAUCCGGCAAGAAUGAUCCAUUUUUGAAGUGGCGACAUGGUGAACCCAACAAGCAGGAAGAUAAUGAGCACUGCGUCGAAAUCGAUAACAGCGUAAUGAAUGAUGAGCCGUGUUCCAUGACUCGACAUUUAAUUUGCCAAAGUGAUAAAGAAGUUUAG